Diaporthe batatas is the source of this 1851-nucleotide messenger RNA. RefSeq lists its product as uncharacterized. The transcript is spliced from 2 exons. Gene Ontology annotation, cellular component: cytoplasm; nucleus. Gene Ontology annotation, molecular function: nucleic acid binding; 3'-5' exonuclease activity. The record is from RefSeq and is a predicted model, not a curated record. Gene Ontology annotation, biological process: nucleobase-containing compound metabolic process. NCBI's taxonomy places the organism in Eukaryota, Fungi, Ascomycota, Sordariomycetes, Diaporthales, Diaporthaceae. The coding region runs from base 1 to 1851 and encodes 616 amino acids.
AUGAUUCCGGGUCAGCAUGGCGCAUCGCCCCUUCCAAGAGUGGCCGUCAUGAAAUUCACAAGUGGCCGGCCAGGUCUACUUCGUCUUCCACUGGCUGCGACCCGCCGUUCAUUUCUUUCCAAUAUGCACAGCAACAAGUUCCCUCCGAAAUGGAGGCUUUGGCACCCAAACCAGGGAAUCGUCUUCCAGCAGCCGCUCUACCCCGUUCUCGAUGUCGCUCGAUUCUUCACGGAGGCUUCUGCGGUGGAGGAUACCGGGGCUAAUUCGACUGGUUUGGGCCAGGAUGUGUCUGCGAAUCGUUUCAACAAUAAUCUGGGUUACAAUUCAGAUUCAAGUGACAACUCUUCUGGGUCUGAGGCCUACCAAACGCCACUGGCUGGGACACCACCUGCAGAGGCGAACCAAACCCCCUCGAUUCCAACGGGAAAAUCUGAGCCGAAGCCCGAGAAAGAAGAACUGCAACCUGCAACCACAGGGGCGCUUCCAAGCGGGCCCCCUUUCACCCCCCUCGACUACAAGAUUCCCGAGGACAGUUUUAGUGCUGCCGCAACGGCGGCCGAAGGUACAUCGGAAUCCUUUUGGUCAUACGCCAUGUACCGAGGCCCCGGCACUGAGGAGGACGGCACGGAUGAUGUGAAAAAAGUCACGGUGCACUACUGCAAGUCGGUCCAUACCGCGGAGCGAGUAUGCCAAUACUUCCUGGACGAGAAAGUCCUUGGGUUCGAUCUCGAAUGGUCCAUGGAAGGCUACAGGACACCCUCACCAAGAAAGAACGUAUCACUGGUCCAGCUGGCCAGCCAGUCCCGAAUAGCGCUGAUUCAUGUCGCCGUGUUCCCGUACAAGGAUCAACUGGUCCCUCCGACUCUGAAAACGAUCAUGGAGAACCCAGAGAUCACCAAGGCUGGGGUGUGGAUCAAGGGCGACUGCACGAGGCUUCAGAAGUACCUGGGCAUCGAAUCCCGAGGGGUCUUUGAACUCAGCCACUUGUUCCGCCAAGUCAAGUAUACCAAGGAAGGGAGGCACGACAUGAUCAAUAAGAGACUCGUACGGCUGGCCGACCAAGUCAAAGAAACGAUCCAUUUGCCCAUGUUCAAAGGGCCGGAUGUGAGAACAAGCGAUUGGUCCAAGGUACUGAACAUGGACCAGAUUGUGUACUCGGCGUCAGAUGCGUACGCGGCGGUCCAGCUCUAUGCCAUGCUGAACCACCAACGCGAGGAACUCGACCCGAUGCCACCCAUGCCCUUCCACGUAGAGCAAAACAAGCCAAUCCCUCGGGCCCCUGGCUACGAAAGCUCAAGCUCCGAUGAAGCUGACAAUGCUGAGGAUGAGGAAGAAGACAAGACGAAUGCUGAAUACACAGCAUCUACGUUCACGUCCGACCAGCUCAAGGCACUUGGUGAAUCUAUCCAAGUAGAAACCGGCGAGGAGGACUUCAACGACAGCAAAGCCACCACAGAGGCAGCAAAACCCACCAAGCCCAAGUCCAGAUCCUCCGCAGCAAAAAAGCCAGCGCCACCAAAAGACCCCAGAGUCGUCGCCGCAGAGACAUGGCUCAUGGAAUACAAGGCAACACGGCCGGGAGGAAAGACCAAGGCUGGAGGUGCAGCUCUCCGGGCGUACUUUAUCUGGCAUGCGAAUGACGACCUGAGCAUCGAUGAUAUCGCGAAGCUUCUCAGGGAUCCUCCGCUACAGCUGCUCACCGUCAGUGGUUACAUUCUCGAAGCAGUUAGGGUCGAGAGGCUGGCGUACGACAGAGUGCGGCUCAGGCGAGUGCUCGAUCUCUAUCCCCCGGACGUGGCUCAGAUGAGAUUUGGUUCACUGGUGAGGGCCACGGCAAAUGUGUCUGUCUAG